Paramecium octaurelia is the source of this 279-nucleotide messenger RNA. The record is from the annotation of a GenBank genome assembly. Lineage: Eukaryota; Ciliophora; Oligohymenophorea; Peniculida; Parameciidae.
AUGAUUAAUAUUGAAACUGAAUAGGAUGCAUUAAUAUUCAGAAAUUAAGAAUUAAUUAUUUUUUAUUCUUAUAAAUAAAUUCAAAUUAAACUAAAAAUUAUUUAAUUAAAUGAGCAUUUAAAUAUUCCAAAAAGAACAUGGUUAUCACUUAUUUAAUUAUUAAAAAGUCAGUUUUAGAAAAGGGGUGCUUACGAUUAAUUUAAACCUCUAUAAUAUUGCAGAACUUCUUAUAGAUUUGAAAUGAUUAUAAAAGUUGUAAUUAUAGCAACGAGAAAUUGA